AGGAAGGAGAAGAAGGUCCGAGAGGUAGCUGGAGAGUAGUUCACUCCAUCUCCGCCUCCCUUCCCACGCCUCCCUCCUUCUCCUACUCCCCGCUUCCUCUCCGUGAAGCAACGCGGGCAGCUAGGGCGAAACCCCCCACAAGGAGCCGCGGGCGUCGCCGUCUUUCAAUUCCGUGGGUUGUCGUGUCCCUUUCCUCAUCGGUUUCCGAGAUCUCUCCGGUUGGCGUGCGAGAUUUGAGGCCCCUUGAGUUGGGGAGAAGCGAGCGGAAGAGGAGGCCCCAGAAGCGCAGCUGUUCUUUGGCGUCUGGAGCUGUCCGCCUCUUGAUUUGAUCCGCCGCCGCCAUGGCAGCGCCGGGAGGGCUCGAGCAGUGGCAGAAGGAUGGGUUCUUCCAGGCUGCCGAGGAGGUGCAGGAGUCGGCAGACCUGAUGGAAUCUACUUAUAGAACCUGGAUGCAUGAGCGUAGCAGUAGAGCUAGUCCUGAGGAGCUAAGCGAUUUGCGAAGGGAGCUCCAGACGGUUUUAGGGACCGCAAAAUGGCAGUUGGAGCAAUUUGAAAGAGCUGUAAGAUCGAGCAAUGAUAAGUAUUCAUUGGAAGAGGGUACAGUGGCCAGGCGUCGGCAGUUCAUUGUAGCAAUUGGAGACCAGAUUUCUCGAGUAGAGAAAGCGACAAAUGAUUCUUCAAUUGAGAAUGGCAGGCGAGGAAUCAACUGGGUAAAGUUAGAUGAGGGUGAGCAAGAUGAUCUUGUAGCUUUCCUUUCAGCACCUGCACAGUUAUCGGGAGAAACGAGGAAAAGAGAAAGUAGUUACCAUAGUCCGCCCGGGCAAAAUAAUGUGCUAGUUGGUGCGGACAACCAUAGGGACAUCACUGCGAUCAGUAAAGACCGACAUACAUUUGAAGCAUCACCCAUGGAAAUUUCCGAUGUUGAGAGUGAAGUUCGCAGUCUAGCCGAGCAGCUAAAUGCCCACAAAACAAAUUUGAGUUCUAGUGAUGAUCAUUGGAAGAUCAAUAUUGCUGAUGAGAAGGAUGAUGGAAAGAAGUUGUCCCCAAAGAGGAUUGAGGUGUCAAGCCAAACUACUACUUUGUCCGGUAUCCUCAAAAGCACAGAAUCUUUAACAAGAGUGAGAUGGUUCAGGAAUAGCUUGUGGAAACCCAAGAGUGAUGAACAUCUUCCGUUAAGAUAUGAUGUGCCUAACCACCUUGACUUCAGGAGUAUAACCUUAUUAGCACAGCGGUUUAAUGGGCUAACUGAAAGAAGUAGGAGUUGUUUCAACAGUUGGAAGGAAAAUUCUAGAAUUUCUGGAAGAACCGGUGGGCUUCAUAUACAAAGCCAGCAACAUAAUACUCAGUUUGGUGGUCGUUCGAUUCGGAUCACCCUCUUACUGGUGUUGAGUAUCUUUCUGAUUGUACCAUUUCUCAUCUGCUCUGCGUGAAAGGCUCAGAUUGGUGUUUGCUGGUGAAGGUGCAUUGGAACAUUUUAAAACAACUCCUGUGAUCCAAAAAGCAUCCUGAACUGUGUUUCAGAUCGUAUCGGUGCUAUUCACAUGCUUGGGCAAGUCAAGUGGGUGGACUACAUGUGGCACGCAUAUAGGAGACGAAAACAGAAGCUAAAUGGCGAAGAUUUUAUAUGUGCUAUCCCUAAUUUCAAGAUGGAAAAUUUGCUGUGGCCGAUGGAUAAUCUUCCUGAGAUAAAUCCGGGUUGUGGCUAAUUUGGAAUCUGUUGUGAUGGAUGAUUUCUGCCAAUUGGAGGCAGCUCUUCUUUCUCCUCGGCAGUAACCAAGGCAACUGUAAAAAGAUGUAGAGCUGCUGGAAAAGAAAAAAAGGAGCAAAUUAAUGUGCUAUAUGAACAUAUACUUGUGUGCCCACGAGUUCCAGUGAAAUAAAACGAUCCGAAGGUUAUUCAUUCUA
Brachypodium distachyon (stiff brome) is the source of this 1905-nucleotide messenger RNA. RefSeq lists its product as uncharacterized. The coding region runs from base 342 to 1430 and encodes 362 amino acids. The record is from RefSeq and is a predicted model, not a curated record. The transcript is spliced from 5 exons. Lineage: Eukaryota; Viridiplantae; Streptophyta; Magnoliopsida; Poales; Poaceae. Gene Ontology annotation, biological process: Golgi vesicle transport. Gene Ontology annotation, cellular component: membrane.